CGGAUGAUAACAAAACUCACAUUUUAGCACAAAGUACGAAGCGGAAUGUGUUUUUCUGCGCGCAGCCGCCGCCCUCCGCCUGGCUGCGGCUGCUUUCCGCGGCUCCGUCUGCGCUUCCCGCCGAUGUUGUUUAUGUGUAGUAAGGGGGGCCUUGAAACCGCCGCGCGUUGCCCCAUUUCCUCGCUUGUUUUCCUCCUCUCCGGAUUCUCCAUGUUGUUGCUGCAAAAGUGAGGAGCUUGAGCACGAAGAGGCGCGGAGCGUCCCGAACACACACCCCAAGUGCCUUUCCGGCCUCUUCUGAGCUCCGAGGAGCAGGAGGACCACGGCAGGACCCACAAAGUCCGGCUUCUCGUCGGGGAUCAGUCCUGAGGCGGGCGACAAGUUCCCUGGUGAAUCUUCCAGCCGACCUGCAGCUGAAGCCAAUGAGGGAUGCCCACCAGCGCCCGGGGACAGGACCUGAGGAUCUGGAGGGCUCCGUGAUUGUCAGAUGGAAAGUUCUGUUAUCACCCAAGUGCAGAAAGAAGACCUUCAAGUGUCUCCGAAGACAGGCCCGGUGAGCCGCUCCGCCCUCAAACAGCCUCGGAGCUGUAACCUCUUCAAAGCGCUCUUCUGCUGCCUUCGAGCUCAGGAUGGCUCCAAACCUCCGUCACCUCCGCCGACUCCUCCGCCUUCCCAGCAGGCCUUGCUGGAGUCACAGGAAAAUGGCUCAGUUGUCAAGCAGGGUGAAGCCAGUCUGCUGCCUGUAGUCCAGGUCCAGGACCAGGGGAAGAUCUGCGUGGUCAUAGACCUGGACGAGACGCUGGUGCACAGUUCCUUCAAGCCGAUCAGCAAUGCAGACUUUGUUGUUCCUGUGGAGAUCGAGGGGACGACGCACCAGGUGUACGUCCUGAAGAGGCCGCAUGUGGACCAGUUCCUGAGCCGGAUGGGGGAACUCUUCGAGUGUGUGCUGUUCACUGCCAGCCUGGCGAAGUAUGCAGACCCGGUGACGGACCUGCUGGAUCACCGCGGUGUGUUCAGGGCCCGGCUGUUCCGAGAAUCCUGUGUUUUCCACCAAGGCUGCUACGUGAAGGACCUGAGCCUCCUGGGUCGCGACCUCCACAAGACCCUGAUCCUGGACAACUCUCCCGCCUCCUACAUCUUCCACCCCAAUAACGCUGUUCCCGUGGCGUCCUGGUUCGACGACGUCGAUGACGCUGAGCUGCUCCACCUGCUGCCCCUGUUCGAAGAGCUGAGCCGGACCGAGGACGUGUACGAGGGCCUGGACCGGCUCCGGGGACAUUAGUCCUGGACCGGCUCCGGGGACGUUAGUCCUGGACCGGCUCCGGGGACGUUAGUCCUGGACCGGCUCCGGGGACGUUAGUCCUGGACCGGCUCUGGGGGGGGGGGGGCAUGCACCCGCAGCUCCUCCGGCUGUCUGCCUGCUGCACCCGGCGACAUGCUGCUUCAGCUGCAGCGCUCACCUGCGCUCUCGGUUCACCAGACGAGGCGCCACUCCUCUUUAUCUUUCAGUGGCAAACCGGAAACCACAACUAAACUACACUUUCUUCAAAGAUUGUCUAUUGCAGCACAAUGACGGAUAUCGCACUCCAACAGGGAUGC
Salarias fasciatus (jewelled blenny) is the source of this 1599-nucleotide messenger RNA. RefSeq names its product CTD (carboxy-terminal domain, RNA polymerase II, polypeptide A) small phosphatase 2 (gene ctdsp2). Bases 488 to 1282 code for a protein of 264 amino acids. The record is from RefSeq and is a predicted model, not a curated record. Lineage: Eukaryota; Metazoa; Chordata; Actinopteri; Blenniiformes; Blenniidae. The transcript has 7 exons. Gene Ontology annotation, molecular function: RNA polymerase II CTD heptapeptide repeat phosphatase activity.